AUGGAAGCAGGAAACCACACAGAAGUAUCAGAAUUCCUCCUCCUGGGUCUCUCAGAGGAUCCUGAACUGCAGCCCCUGCUCUUUAGAGUGUUCUUGUCCAUGUACCUGGUCACCAUGCUCGGAAACCUGCUCAUUAUCCUGGCUGUUAGCUCUGACUCCCACCUCCACACCCCCAUGUAUUUCUUCCUCUCCAAUCUGUCCUUUGUUGACAUCUGUUUUACCUCCACCACUGUCCCAAAGAUGCUGGUGAACAUCCAGGCAGAGAGCAAAGACAUCUCCUAUAUUGAAUGCUUAACUCAGGUGUACUUUUUUAUGAUUUUUGCUUUACUGGACAAUUUCCUCCUGACUGUGAUGGCCUAUGACCGGUUUGUGGCCAUCUGUCACCCCCUGCACUACACAGUCAUCAUGAACCCAUGGCUCUGUGUCCUCCUGGUUCUGAUGUCUUGGUUCAUCAGUUUCUGGGUCUCCCUGCUUCAUAUUCUGCUAUUGAGGCACCUGACUUUCUGUAUAGGCACUGAAAUUCCACAUUUCUUCUGUGAAUUGGCUCAGAUUCUCAAGAUGGCCUGCUCUGACACCCUCAUCAAUAAUAUCGCCAUGUAUGUAGCAACUGCCCUGCUGGGUGUGUUUCCCCUCACUGGAAUCCUCUUCUCUUACUCUCAAAUUGUCUCCUCUUUACUGAGAAUGUCCUCUUCAGGGGGAAAAUAUAAAGCAUUUUCCACCUGUGGGUCUCACCUCUCUGCAGUCUCCUUGUACUAUGGGACAAGUCUGGGUGUCUACUUCAGUUCUGCUGUGACUCAUUCUUCCCAGAGAAGCUUGAUCGCCUCAGUGAUGUACACUGUGAUCACCCCCAUGCUGAACCCCUUCAUCUACAGCCUGAGGAACAAGGAUGUGAAGGGGGCCCUGAAAAAUCUCCUUAGCCGAGCAGCACCUUGUCCAUGA
Messenger RNA from Diceros bicornis minor, 939 nucleotides. RefSeq names its product olfactory receptor 7D4-like. Gene Ontology annotation, molecular function: olfactory receptor activity; G protein-coupled receptor activity. Gene Ontology annotation, biological process: G protein-coupled receptor signaling pathway. The transcript has a single exon. Gene Ontology annotation, cellular component: membrane. The record is from RefSeq and is a predicted model, not a curated record. NCBI's taxonomy places the organism in Eukaryota, Metazoa, Chordata, Mammalia, Perissodactyla, Rhinocerotidae. Bases 1 to 939 code for a protein of 312 amino acids.